AAUGUAUGAUAUGGUAGCCAGCCAGAAGAAACACAAAAAAGACCCAUUUCAAAGAAAAUUUUCUUCAUGAUCAUGUCUUCAUGUCUGCUACCUCCAUAUGGGGUAGCUUCUUUAAGCAAACCCAUAUCUCUUAAGAAGAAAAAAUUUGGAGCCUUGCAAGCUAGAGCUCAAAGCUUCAGAAAUGAAGGGAGACCAGGUAAUAAUAACAUGGUUGAUGCAAAUAAGAGUAUUUUAAGGGAGAAGAUCGAGGAAGUGAAGAUGAAGGAGAGACUGGAGAGGUAUUGCAGACGCGAAAUUGGGUGGAAUAACCACAACUACUGCAAGAUCAUCAAGAGAGAUCAUGAGGCAGCAGAAGGGUUAUGGCAUGAAUUGGUUGAAUUGGUAGGAAUAGUUGGUGGAACUGUUGGUAUUACCAUUGUUAGUUGUACUGCUUUUCUUUUCCUCUUUUCCUUCUUAGUCCAUUUAUAUUCAUAAUCUUAGUUAACAAUAUUAAUUUGUACAUAAAAUGAUCUAAAAAUCCUUAACUUUUGUACUUGUUUAAUUGUACUUCUUAUAUUUGAAGGGAAGAAAGAAGGUAACUGAAUAAAGCAUUUGACAUUGAUAUA
Molecule: messenger RNA, 605 nt
Organism: Tripterygium wilfordii
Lineage: Eukaryota; Viridiplantae; Streptophyta; Magnoliopsida; Celastrales; Celastraceae
Exons: 2
Coding region: 67-474 (135 amino acids)
Source: RefSeq, a predicted model, not a curated record